AUGGCCAUUUUCUUUGAAUUCAUCGCUGACUGCUACCGCUCCAAGAUCCGCAACAAACGGCUGGCCAAGCUUGGAUCCCAAGCUUCAAGUACAACUCAAUCCAGCUCCCAGUCGCCGUCUGGUGACAACGAUUCGGAAGCCAUAACCUCCUCUCCUGUCCGAGAACCUACAUCCCAGAGACCGCAGAUCAAUAUUUCAAGCAACCAAGCUCCGUCAUACCCGCCAACAUCAUCACAGUCAGAUAUGCGGCAACCUAACGAAGAGGCACCUCGAAUACGAAUCGGAGCUCAGCCGUCACAAAGCAAGGCGAAGUCUCCCGAUGUGUCCGGUACCACCACGCCUCGAGUGCCCCCACGAUCUAGUGAAACGGUUGAAGAUUUUGAGGACAAGACGUUGAGAGCUGUCUUUCGAGUUACGCUGGAUGAAAGUCGACGUGUUGAUGUUCAAGGGCAGAAACUUAGUUAUCUCGUUGGGCUCGUGCAAGAACUUCAGGAGCAGGGCCAGGCACUCCGUAUGAAUAUUGACGUUUUAGAUCAGGCGCUUCUCGAAGCUGCAUCUAACACCGACAAUGGCAAACCCAUGGAAUACUUGCUUCCAUGUUGGAAGAGGGUAACAAGGCUGUAUAAAGGAUUCCGAAAGCAGAACGCGGAUGACCGCAAGUAUGUCAUAGUUUCGGAGGCAAGACGACUGUGCAUGAGUUACUGUAUAUUUGCGGCGACAAUUCCGGAGAUGUUUGGCCUUGGGACCCCUCCAUCUUCUACGCUCAAACCUCAUCUCCUUCGAGAUCCAGAGGAUGACUUGGGGCUAUGUCACGACUUUAUUACAGAAGCCGUUAAGAGAUCGAAUGAAGAUGAAACGAUUCUUCCUGCUUUCGUUGGAGCUGUUGAAGAAAUGAGCCAUGACCUUUCUAGCUUAACUUUGAACAUGGAUUACAAACCCUAUGUGAUGGCACUGCGAAACCUUGUCCGGUUUCCUCCAUUGGCUGUCGCCAUCACUGAGUCAGAGCUGUUGAACACUUCUGUCAAUGCUGAGCAAUUCGAAACUGCGACACUUCUUGGACCCUGGUUUCGCCUCUCUCCUUUGCAACGUGAUGUGCCACUCAAUUACUUUUCAAGCCCCAAAACUCGGGACCAUGGAUUUAUAGUCAACUCACAAAGAGCCGUGCGCAUGAUGCAACAAUUACUUAGUUCAGAUCUGUUGGAUAUCAUCAACCAGCUUAUCCGAGCUUCGAAAUCCGCAAGGGAACGAGUCCUUGACUGGUUUGCGGCAUCCGUUAACCUCAACCACAAGAGAAGAGCACUUCAAGUUGAUCACAAGACAGUCUCUUCGGAUGGCUUUAUGUUUAACAUCACGACAUGCCUCGACCAACUCUGUGAGCCCUUUAUGGAUGCUGCGUUCACAAAGAUUGAUCGCAUUGAUAUCGGCUAUCUAAAACGGAAUCCUCGAGUCAAUAUGAGAGAUGAAACCAAGAUUAAUGCUGACCAGCACGCUUCGGAUGCAUUUUAUGACCAAGUCGAGGAAGGAACAUCAAAUUUCAUUACUGAAAUAUUUUUCUUGACUGUCGCUGCUCACCACUAUGGUAGCGAAUCGUUAACGGCAAAGUUAGAGCAACUGGAGAAAGACCUUCGCCAUAUGGAAACCCAAAUUGAUAAGUUGGAACUUGAGAGACAUAAGUGGAAGUCUAAUCCAAUUCAGCUCAGAAUGUUUGAAGACGCGUUGAAAAAGUACAAAGACAAAUUUGAUCUUGGACUUUCGUUCAAGUACACCUUACAAGGCAUCUUACUAGACGAUAUAUGGCAGGCCCGGUCUAUGCAAGUUAUGCGAUACGUCAUUGUUUGGCUCUUGAGAAUUGCAUCAGGUCGUAAUUUCCCGACGGAGGCUCUGAAACUACCGCUUCCUGAAAAGCAACCAGAGAAUUUCAAAUGUCUCCCCGAGUACUUCGUGGAUGAUGUUGUCAGCAGCUUCAAAUUCAUCAUGUGGAGUAUGCCUCAUGUGGUAACCUCCACGCAAGGUGAUGAGUUGAUCAUGCUGUGCAUCACAUUUCUGCAGAGUUCGGAGUAUAUCAAAAACCCGUAUCUCAAAGCUGGAUUGGUUACGAUACUCUACAGAGGGACCUGGCGACGGCGUAAUGGUUCCAGGGGCGUUCUUGUUGACCUCCUCAAUUCCUUACCUUUCGCCACAGAGCAUCUACUUCACGCGUUGAUGAAAUUUUACAUAGAAGCGGAGUUUACAGGUACACAUACGCAAUUUUUUGACAAGUUUAAUAUUCGAUACGAGAUCUUCCAGAUUAUCCAAUGUAUCUGGCCGAAUCCUGUCUACCGAGACAAGCUUCAUAAUGAAGCCAACUGGAACCUUGACUUCUUCGUUCGCUUUGUUAACCUCCUUUUGAACGAUGUUACGUUUGUGCUCGAUGAAUCCUUUACGGCUUUCUUGACGAUUCAUGAUCUGCAAGUUGAGCUUAGGCGCGAAGGAUCUAAUAUGGAGCAAAAUGUUCGCCAACAAAAGGAAGAACAACUCGCUGCGGCACAAGGCCGAGCGAAAUCUUAUAUGCAGCUUACAAAUGAAACGGUGGCAAUGCUUAAACUCUUCACGGAGGCAUUGGCUGAUUCAUUUACAAUGCCCGAGAUCGUACAGCGCCUUGCUGACAUGUUGGAUUACAAUUUAGACGCUAUGGUUGGCCCCAAGAGCGCAAACCUCCGGGUUGACAACUUGGCAGAGUAUGGCUUCAAACCGAGGUCGCUUCUAAGUGAGAUUGUCGAUGUGUACCUGAAUCUUAUGGACAAAGAAAACUUUGUUGUGGCUGUUGCCCGUGAUGGCCGAUCCUAUAAGCCGUCGAACUUUGAAAAAGCAGCUGAAAUUCUCCGUAAAUGGGCACUGAAACCGCAGGAGGACCUCUCCAAGUGGGAACAGCUGCAGACCAAAUUCAGGGUUGCCAAGGAAGCCGAUGAGCAAGCUGAAGAGGAUCUUGGAGAUAUUCCUGACGAAUUCCUAGAUCCCUUGGUGUAUACUCUCAUGGAAGAUCCUGUUAUUCUUCCUAGCUCUAAGGUUUCCAUUGAUCGUUCUACCAUUCGAUCCCAUCUUCUCAGUGACCCAAAUGAUCCAUUCAAUCGGGCCCCAUUGAGCAUCGAGGACGUUAUUCCUGAUACGGAGACGAAAGCCAAAAUAGAAGCUUUUAAAGCCGAGAGAAAGGCUGCAAAGUUGGCAGCAAUGACUGCCUCUGCUCUAGAAACCAUGGAUACGACUGAUGGCUAA
Molecule: messenger RNA, 3252 nt
Organism: Histoplasma capsulatum G186AR
Lineage: Eukaryota; Fungi; Ascomycota; Eurotiomycetes; Onygenales; Ajellomycetaceae
Product: ubiquitin conjugation factor E4
Exons: 6
Coding region: 1-3252 (1083 amino acids)
Biological process (GO): protein polyubiquitination
Cellular component (GO): cytoplasm; nucleus; ubiquitin ligase complex
Molecular function (GO): ubiquitin-ubiquitin ligase activity
Source: RefSeq, a predicted model, not a curated record